CCGAUGAUAUAUUAAAGUUAAAGCGUUAUUUGAUUACAGUGAAACAUAGUGAAUAGUACAGAAUCAGAAGAAGAAGAACAUAGGGAGACUUUGGUGAAUAUUUAAUAAACAUACAUUAGAAACAAAAAUGGUGCGAGUUGGCCUACAAGUAUCUGCAAAUCUUGAAAAUAUCGAUGAGUUACAGACGAAUCAUCCAAAUUAUGCUUUUUUUGUAAAAGUGAAAUGCUCCAAUUGCGGAGAGGUAUCAGAGAAAUGGCAUGACAUCACUGAAGCCGAGCGUACUCAAGAAGACUCCCGGAACCCUGAAGGUUUUAAUUUCUACAUUAAAUGUAAAUUGUGUAGUCGUGGAAAUUCAAUUGAUAUUGUGGAAAAGUCUAAUGCAACUUACACUCAAGAUGAUUCUGGCACGUUUAAAACCAUUGUAGUUUUUGAUUGCCGAGGCGUGGAACCGAUUGAAUUUUCACCAAGAUCCGGAUGGAUUGUUCGUGCUGCAGACAAUGGUCAGCAGUUUGAAGAUGUUGAUCUUUCCGAAGAUGACUGGGUAGAAUACGAUCAAAAAAAUAAGAACUCGAUCGGAGUUUAUGAAUUUGCUUCAAAAUUUAUUAAAUUGAAGAAAUAGUUAUGUUGCUUCAAAACAGAAAUGCUGAGUUUGUUUCAGUGUCUAAGAUAUUGCAUUUUGUUGUUUUAAAAUCAAGACGCCAUAUGUUACUGACCGAAUAAUGCUUUUCAAAGUAAGUUCACUUAACUAGCAUCAGUGUAUUGAUUUUGGUCGAAAUCUAUAUAUGUUCAGCAUAUUGUGUAAAUAAAUUUUGAAUAUUUUGUACAUA
This is a messenger RNA of Teleopsis dalmanni, 827 nucleotides long. RefSeq names its product UPF0587 protein CG4646. The coding region runs from base 128 to 619 and encodes 163 amino acids. The transcript has 2 exons. Lineage: Eukaryota; Metazoa; Arthropoda; Insecta; Diptera; Diopsidae. Gene Ontology annotation, molecular function: zinc ion binding. The record is from RefSeq and is a predicted model, not a curated record.